Molecule: messenger RNA, 657 nt
Organism: Bombyx mandarina (wild silkworm)
Lineage: Eukaryota; Metazoa; Arthropoda; Insecta; Lepidoptera; Bombycidae
Source: RefSeq, a predicted model, not a curated record
AUGUUGGUAAAAAAAACGAGAAACGUUAUUUUUUUAUUGUUAUCGCGAAUGAUGACGAUGUAUGCGGCCACGCUGCAACUUCAAUCGAUUCAGCCGCUGCUACAAACACAGUCCUCUUUGCAACAGCAGUUACUGGCUUUGCAGCAGCUCCAGUUGAUCCAGAAAUUGAAUGCUUUGCAAGCGCCGAAAUUAACGAAACCUCGUCCGCUACUUAUCUUACUACCGAAGAUGCACGCUAAUACAGAAAACCUUUACAAAAACCUAGAAAAGGCUAACAUACAAGAAGAUCACGUCAUAAAAUCAACCUUCGAAGACGGAGACACAGAUUCUAUAGUCAUUGACGCAGAGAGAGAGCAACAAACAGAAAAUGGACAGAAAGCAAUAUUAUUGAUUCCUAACGACGCUAGAUUUUCUAUCGGUGGUUUCAUUUCCAGUAUACCGUUUCUUCCUAUAGAAAUCAAUGUUCCCGAUUCUAUAUCUUGGGUAUACAAUGGUAUAUCUAGUAUAAUAUCGGGGAUAGGUCAAAGAUUUCGACCUCAAAAUACUGAUGAAAUGGAAGAUAUGGGUCAAGGGGGACAGGAUUUGAGAGUUAAUUUACCUCACAUUAGACAGGUUAUGCCUAUUAUUGUUAUGCCUAUGGGACAAGCUUUGCAAUAA